Molecule: messenger RNA, 1575 nt
Organism: Ziziphus jujuba (common jujube)
Lineage: Eukaryota; Viridiplantae; Streptophyta; Magnoliopsida; Rosales; Rhamnaceae
Product: homeobox-leucine zipper protein HAT3
Exons: 4
Coding region: 396-1292 (298 amino acids)
Biological process (GO): regulation of DNA-templated transcription
Cellular component (GO): nucleus
Molecular function (GO): DNA-binding transcription factor activity, RNA polymerase II-specific; sequence-specific DNA binding
Source: RefSeq, a predicted model, not a curated record
CUAUACUAUACUAUACCCUCUCUCUCUCUCCCCCUCUCUCUCACUUCCUAUCUCUACAUUUUCUCUCUCUGUAUCUAUAUAUAGUCCCAUCAUCCUUUUACUGUACCGCAAAAAGAAAAAGUCUGAGAACCUGACACAGCUCCUUGCUGCAAAGCUCAGCCAUUUUUUUUUUUUUUUUUUUCUUCCAUCCCUUGUUUCCGUUUUGCUUUCUCAGAUCCAAACACUUGUAGCGGGAAUCAGAAAGAAAAACCCAGAAAAAAUCAGAGUAAGGAGAAAGCGAGAGUUUUGUUGGGUUGUUGUUUUUGUGAGGAGACGAGUAGGGGGAGAGAGAGAGAGAGAGAGAGAUAAUCGUCUUUCGGUUUCAUUUUCUAGAGAGAGAAACAGAGAAGGAAAAAAUGGGUGAGAAAGAUGACGGGUUGGGUUUGGCGUUGAGCUUGAGCUUGGGAUGUGGAAGAACUCAGCCUUCUCCGAAUAAACACAAUCCUUCACCUCCCAUGCAAAAUCAUAAGACUUCAUGGAGCGAAAUCUUUCAAUUUUCUGAUCGAAACUCGGAUACGAGGUCGUUUCUUAGGGGACUAGACGUGAACCGGACACCAUCGGUGGUGGCCGAUUUCGAGGAAGAAAAUGGGGUUUCGUCGCCGAAUAGCACCAUAUCGAGUGCAAGUGGGAAGAGAAGCGAAAGAGAGCCAAUUGGGGAGGAGACAGAAGGGGAAAGGGCUUCAUGCUCGCGUGAAAGCGAUGACGAAGACGGCAAUGGAGGCGAUAUGUCCAGGAAGAAGCUCAGGCUAUCAAAGGAGCAAUCUAUGGUGCUUGAGGAAACCUUCAAGGAGCACAACACUCUCAACCCGAAACAAAAGGUGGCUUUGGCAAAGCAAUUGAACCUGAGGGCGAGGCAAGUGGAGGUGUGGUUCCAGAACAGGAGGGCAAGGACCAAGCUGAAGCAAACGGAGGUGGACUGUGAGUAUCUAAGAAGGUGCUGUGAGAAUCUAACAGAGGAAAACAGGAGAUUGCAGAAGGAGGUCCAGGAGCUUAGAGCCCUCAAACUUUCACCUCAGAUGUACAUGCACAUGAGCCCUCCCACAACCCUCACAAUGUGCCCUUCAUGCGAGCGAGUGGCUGUCUCAUCCUCAUCAUCCUCUACUGCUGUUGCUCCUCCUUCCUCAACCUUUGGUCCAACGGGACCUAACCGGCAGCCAGCUGUCCCCGGUGUCCAACGACCCGUGCCGAUGAACCCUUGGGCCACAUUGCAAAUGCAACAUCGACAGACUGAUGCUUCAUCAUCCCGAUCCUAAUUUAUGGCUAGAAGUGGGUAAAUUGACAAAAAUGUGGUAAAACUAAGGUUGUGGUAAAACUAAGGUUUUCCACAGGGAAAGAUCAUUUUGGUUGUUUAGAAGAAACUCGGUGAAAAAUGCAGGGGAACGUGGAGAAUUGAUGCAAGAUAUAUAUGAUAACGGUGGGUAAUUUAUUCGUAGGAUAUGAUCUCUUUGUGUAGGGUACUCAAGUAAAAAUGGUGGUUGUAUUUACUAAUGGGGCUAAUUUCGAUGAUAAUAGAAAUUUGAUUUCUUUUUUUGUUUA